UAAAAAACCGCCUAAGUUAGCCUGGAUUAGCAAUUAACGUUUGAUUAACGAAUUUUGUUUUUUCUGGAAAUUUCGACGUUUCACUUGUUUCGAUGUUCCAUCCCCUUGGGUAUUGUUCUGGAUCGGCUAUAAGACCCCUUGAAAACCAUCUGAGGCUCAGUCAAGAAGAUCGUCAGAUCGAAUCCGCAGUCUUUAGUAAAGUAACAUUUCCCUCUUGUAGUAGUAAUCAUGGCUCUCUUGAGUUACGAUCCUUUCUCCGAAUAUUAUUCUACACCUUACCCUCGGGAUACGUGGUCACUUCUUCAACAAGAUCCACUGUCACGUUGGGUGGAAUCGCCGUUUUCUUCGUUCUGGCCGAGAGAUUUGUUCAACACUCCCGCCCUCACGACGAGGCCUUCCCAACAGGCUAGAGAAGUCGUUAGCGACAAGGAUAAAUAUCAGGUGACUCUAAACCUUGGAGAUUUCAAGUCAAAUGAGAUCGAUGUGAAGCUGUUGGACAGAAAUCUGAUGAUCUGUGCGGAACACGAAGAAAAGCCUGAUGACCAUGGCCGUAUUUAUCGUCAUAUUAGGCGCCGAUAUCGCCUCCCAUCGAAUGUCGACUUUGACAACUUAAACGCCACUUUGUCGGAUAAUGGUACACUAGUCGUCUCUGCUCAAAAGAAAGCCAUCGAAGCGGGGAAGGAGCGUGAGAUUGAAGUGAAGCAGUUGCCGCCGCAACAAACUUCACAGUCCACUCCGCAGGUGACUCAAAAGGCGGAGCAGGGGAAUGUUAAAAUACCAGUUAUGCGCGAAACGGGCAAAAGUUAAGAUGUUGGGAACUCGAAAUUCCUAGAAAAUCCAUUUUGCUGGGGUGAAUUGUUUUUGGAGAGUCGAUGGUACUUACCUUUAAGGUUUUUUUAAAUUUUAUUUUAUCAUUUAUUUUGCUUUUUACUUUCUUACAUUUUAUUUCUUUGUUUCAUUACUAGACAAUACACGUCAGGUGUAUUAGAAAGUAAAAGUAACCCACUGUAACUUGUUUCCUUGUCAUAGUGGUCUUCGUUUCUGAGUGAUUGCUUGAAAUAAAAAGAAAACAUUCAAUUUAA
Messenger RNA from Daphnia magna, 1082 nucleotides. Its product is annotated as alpha-crystallin A chain. The record is from RefSeq and is a predicted model, not a curated record. Gene Ontology annotation, biological process: protein refolding; response to heat. Lineage: Eukaryota; Metazoa; Arthropoda; Branchiopoda; Diplostraca; Daphniidae. The coding region runs from base 229 to 807 and encodes 192 amino acids. Gene Ontology annotation, molecular function: protein folding chaperone. The transcript is spliced from 3 exons.